CCAAAUUGGUCGUUGCUGGUGACGGACGGUGAAAAAAUGUCGCGCAAGGGGAAGAGAGCCAAAAACCCUAAUAGCGACAGCGACGACGACGAAACCUUCUAUUAUCGAUAUCCCUCCGCCACCUCUUCUGCCCCACCGCCGCCGUCGUCUUCACAGUCGCACUUCUCAUCGCAAUCGCACUCACACUCUUCCACCAAGUCCGGCGGAGGUUCUGGUGGUUUGGUUCCUUCGAAGUCUACUGUCUACGUUUCCAAUUUCGACUAUUCACUCACUAAUUCCGAUCUCCAUACUCUCUUCUCCACCUUCGGUAAGAUCGCUCGUGUUACGGUGUUGAAAGAUCGCCAGACUCGCAAGUCUCGCGGCGCUGCGUUCGUCCAGUUUAUUUCCCAGGACGACGCGGUCAAGACCGUGAAACAGAUGCAUGGGAAGAUUUUGAAUGGCCGUGCUCUGAAGGUUGCUAUAGCGAAUGAUAAUGGUCGUGCCGCUGAGUUUAUAAGGAAGAGGGUUUAUAAGGACAAGAGUAGGUGCUACGAGUGCGGCGCAGUUGAUGGACAUUUGUCUUAUGAGUGUCCUAAAAAUCAAUUGGGGCCAAGGGAGCGACCUGAACCGAAGCGGGUGAGAAAGGGCGGAGUCGGUGCUAGGCACGAGGAGGAUUGGGGAUCGGAUGAUGGGGAAGGUUUUGAGGAUGACAAAUGGGCCUCAGUGGUGGACGGAGAUGCAGACCAAAGACUGCUGACUAGUAGUGAGAACGUUGUAGAGAAGAAAAAAGCGAAGAAAGCGAGUUAUUUCAGUGACGAGAGUGGUGAAGAUGAGUAACUUUCAGCUUGUCUCUUUGGAGAGAGUUUGCGAAGAUUGAUUGCUCAGAAGAUUUCACUUCAUAUUAAGCUUAACGAGAUUAUGUCGGCUAGUAAAAGUAUCUGGUGGAGGAAGUCGACCACAUCACUGGGAUCUUCGUUCGCUGCCCUCAGUAAUCAAUUGUCUAGGACGGUUAAUGGUCGAGAAGACCGAAAACAAAGUUGAGAAAUGGAGGAAUACUACCUCCGAGGAAGAGAGGGGAAAUGAGCUGUGGUGCCUUACUGCCAUCUUCAUUUAAUAUGCCCUUAAAACAGGUUCUGGCUAUGGAUAAAAGCUGUCUUUCUUGAGGAAGGUCGAGGUAAGCAGCAGCAAGGCUGUAAGAGCCAGGCUUCUAUUUUGUUAGAAUGGCUAUUGAAGUUUGGAAUGGAGAGAACAUAGCAUCUUUUGGUAUUUAAUUAUCGCUUGAUUAUACUGCU
This is a messenger RNA of Cucurbita maxima (winter squash), 1271 nucleotides long. Its product is annotated as U11/U12 small nuclear ribonucleoprotein 31 kDa protein. NCBI's taxonomy places the organism in Eukaryota, Viridiplantae, Streptophyta, Magnoliopsida, Cucurbitales, Cucurbitaceae. Gene Ontology annotation, molecular function: RNA binding. Gene Ontology annotation, biological process: mRNA splicing, via spliceosome. Bases 37 to 816 code for a protein of 259 amino acids. Gene Ontology annotation, cellular component: U12-type spliceosomal complex. The transcript is spliced from 2 exons. The record is from RefSeq and is a predicted model, not a curated record.